AUGAUUUCUCCAUUGACUGCUUCUAUCACUGAUGAUGAGAUUAGGAUUGCUUUAUUCUCUAUCCUGGAUGAUAAAGCCCCGGGCCUGGAUGGAUUCACAUCUUUGUUUUUUAAGCGGGCAUGGAAUAUUAUUGGUAUAGAUUUCAGAGAUGCAGUGAGACAUUUUUUUGCUACUAAUGAAAUGCCAAGAUGUGUUAAUGCCACCAGGAUUGCUUUGGUUCCUAAGUUUAAAGUAGUGCUUCCGGAUAUUAUUGGGGUUUCCCAGUCAGCUUUUGUCCCGGGUCGAAGGAUUUCUGAUAAUAUUUUGCUGACUCAGAAGCUUUUGCGAAAUUAUCAUCUUGGGGGUACUUCACCUCGAUGUGCCCUUAAAGUCGAUAUUCGUAAAGCUUUUGAUACUAGCUUCACGGUUUUUUUAGGUCCUCCCGGGGUGUUUGGAAAGGGGACCCUUUGUUCUCCUUACCUUUUUGUGUUGGCUAUGGAGGGAUUAGCUGUUAUUUUUUGGGAAACCUCUCACAGCCCUGGUUUUCAUUAUCAUUGGAGAUGUAGGCGGGCAGCUAUUACUCAUUUGUGUUUUGCAGAUGAUUUGAUGGUGUUUUGUAGAGCAGUUGCUUCCUUUGUUAGCUUGAUCAAAUCGGCCUUGGAUUAUUUUGCUAAGGUUAUUGGAUUAGUGACUAAUGCAGAGAAGAGCUAG
Messenger RNA from Pistacia vera, 690 nucleotides. RefSeq lists its product as uncharacterized. The coding region runs from base 1 to 690 and encodes 229 amino acids. The transcript has 3 exons. The record is from RefSeq and is a predicted model, not a curated record. Lineage: Eukaryota; Viridiplantae; Streptophyta; Magnoliopsida; Sapindales; Anacardiaceae.